Molecule: messenger RNA, 805 nt
Organism: Olea europaea var. sylvestris
Lineage: Eukaryota; Viridiplantae; Streptophyta; Magnoliopsida; Lamiales; Oleaceae
Product: 40S ribosomal protein S23-like
Exons: 3
Coding region: 50-442 (130 amino acids)
Biological process (GO): translation
Cellular component (GO): cytosolic small ribosomal subunit; ribosome
Molecular function (GO): structural constituent of ribosome
Source: RefSeq, a predicted model, not a curated record
CUUAUGUGGGUUGAUACACUUGACAUGAUCAUACAGGAAGACACGUGGUAUGGGAGCUGGUCGCAAGCUGAAGUCCCACCGCAGAAGACAAAGGUGGGCUGACAAGGCCUAUAAGAAAUCCCAUCUUGGGAAUGAAUGGAAGAAACCAUUCGCCGGGUCAUCGCAUGCAAAAGGCAUUGUGCUUGAGAAGAUAGGAAUUGAAGCUAAACAGCCCAACUCUGCUAUUCGUAAAUGUGCUAGGGUUCAACUCAUUAAGAAUGGCAAGAAGAUUGCUGCUUUUGUCCCCAAUGAUGGUUGUUUAAAUUACAUCGAAGAAAAUGAUGAAGUUUUGAUUGCUGGAUUUGGGCGUAAGGGACAUGCCGUCGGAGAUAUUCCCGGUGUAAGAUUCAAGGUGGUGAAGGUAUCUGGUGUNUCCUCUCAAAGCUUUAGAGGAAACUUCUGAAAAUGAUAGUGAAGAAGAAGGAUCAGACCUUAACUGAUUACGGAGUUGGAUGUUGUUUGGCUUCUGAAAUUACUUGCACAUACUACAGGUUGCCCCUUCCUCGGGGAGCCUAAAGGCAAAUAACACUUACUUCCUUGUUUUGUUUGCAAGACUAUAUUAACUUCUGAACUCCAAAUUUGGGGAAAGGUAACAAAAUGAAUGGCGAUGUUCUUUUGUUUGGGCAAAGAAACGACUAUACCUCCAUUUUCAUUUGGACCCAUUGCUGUUUUUUCAAGUUUUACCUUUCACUUUAUAGUAUGACUCCAUGACUGCAAUCAGCGUUGUCGAGAGUUGAUCAUGUUUAUGCAAUUAUUCCUUUUUGUU